UGCCCGGAGCGGCUCCCUUUGUGUCCGGCCCCGCUCGCGCGGCUGGGGGGCGCCCCACGGAAGUGAGCCCCCCCCCCCGGAGGAGGGCCGGGCACUGCCCCCCCCCCCCGGUGUGAUCCCCGGAUUUGGGUCUAGCAGCGUUUCCUGCCCACCCGGUUCUGCGUGUGGUGAAGAUUUUGGUCCGGCGGGGGGGGGGAUUGGACCCCCCCCUUGUCUUGUUUUUUUAAUUAUUUCGUGGACAAUGUUCUCCGCGGCCGCCCGCCGCUGGAUCGUACCGGGUGCGGGUUUCUGGACGGCCUUGUAAAGCGGUCUCUCUGGGAGGGACGGCAGGAGACGGGAUGGAUGAUCGGAAACCGCCCAGCCAGGCCAAAGACUGUGAGGUGCCAGCCGAUGGGGGGGUGUCUUCGGAAGAGCGGGGCGGCGCGGAAGGAGACCCCCUGAAGCCGCCGGAAGGGGCCCCCACUGCCCAGGAGCCGGAAGCCAAGGAGCCGCCCCAGACCUGCAGGCGUUGUGCCCUCUGCAACUGCGGCGAGUGGAGCCUGCAUGGGCAGGGGAAGCUGCAGCGCUUCGAGCCGGCACCCGACUGGACUGAGCGUCUCUCCGGGCUGCCGGACGGGAGGGGCCCUGGCGAGACUCGGGCCCCUGGGGACGACCUGUCCCUGAUCGGCUUCGCGGAGGGGGUGUCGCCAGGAGAGCUCUUUGGGCCAGCGGGGCACUGCUGGGCCCACCACUGGUGCGCUGCCUGGUCGGCGGGGGUGCAGCCACAGGCCGGAGCCGGGCUGAGCCAGGUGGACAAAGCUGUUUUCUCAGGGAUCUCGCAGAAAUGUGAACACUGUCAGAGGAUGGGUGCUACCAUUCAGUGCCACUCGGAGGGGUGUCCGCGGCACUACCACUUCCCGUGCGCGGCGGCCAGCGGCUCCUUCCAGUCCAUGAAAACCCUCCGGCUCCUGUGCCCGGAGCACGUGGCCGAGGCGGUGCAGAUGGAGGACUCGCGAUGCAUGGUUUGUGACGGGCCGGGGGACCUGCGCGACCUGCUCUUCUGCACCAGCUGUGGGCUGCACUACCACGGCACCUGCCUGGACGUCCCCGUCACGCCGCGCAAGCGCUCCGGCUGGCAGUGCCCCGAGUGCAAAGUCUGCCAAACGUGCAGACAGCCCGGCGCGGACUCCAUGAUGCUGGUGUGCGAGGCCUGUGAUAAGGGCUACCACACGUUCUGCUUGAAGCCGGCCAUCGAGAGCCUUCCCACGGACUCCUGGAAGUGCAAGAACUGCCGGGUGUGCUCCGACUGUGGGUCGCGGCCAGCGGCGCUCGACCCCGGGUGCCACUGGUAUGAGAACUACUCGGUGUGUGAAGGGUGCCAGCGGCAGCGGAGCGCGGCGGGAGGCACCGAUGCUGCGCGGCGCUGCCAGAGCUGCCAGAAGCCCUUGCCCCCGGACAGCGACGCGGCAGGGGGUUCCACCUGCCGGGCGUGUCAAGGGCAGCAGAAGCACCCGCAGCCGGACGGGGCCGUGCCCCAGGAAGAGAUGCCCUCGGAGUGUGAAGCCAAACCACGAGGUCCCGCUCCAGAGGCGGAGGAGCCGGAGGAGACGCCAGGCCCAGCAGCACCUGCUAAGGACGAGGCGACGGAGCCGACACCCCCCGAGACAGACCCUGAACCACCAGCCCCACCCCCAGCCCCCCCAGACCCCCCCGUUGCCACGUCGCCCGCCUGCCCCGAGGAGCCGCCACUGGAUGCCAAAGAGGAAGUGGCCCCCACGCAGCCAGCAGGACCCCCUGCCAUCACCGCGGCCCCGCUGGAGCCUGCGGGCAGCUCCCAGCCCCCCACGGAGAAGGAGCCUGCUGCCGCCUCCCCACCCCGGACAGAGACGCCCCCUGCAGCCCCCCAGCUGUGCCCCCCGCAGCCCAGGGAAGCGAUGGAGUGUGGGGAAGAGGAGGGGAUGGACACGGCAGGGGGCGAGGUGGGGUCCCUGGCCAGCCCUGCGGGGGAUGGCGUCCAGCCCACCCCAGCUGUGGCUCUGGGGCCGUUCCCAGGCUUGGCGGGGGAGGAAGAGGAGGAGGCAGCCGCUGGGCUGGAGCAGGCAGGGGCUGCGGGGCGAUGCUCUCCCCAGCUGAGCGAGGAUGGGCUGGAGGAGAGCCGGGGCGGGGGGGACCCUGAGUCCAGCCAGACCCCGGUCAGCUUCACCAGCGAGCUCAAGGGGUCCCCCAUGCUGCUGGAGCACGAGGAGCUGGGCCCGGCCACCCCGAUGGAGGUGUAUGGGACGGGCGGGAAGCUGCUGGAGCGUGGGGAGGAAGUGGGCCCCGAGCCCCCCGUCCUGCGGCCCCGCCCCACCCUCAUCAAGUCGGACAUCGUCAACGAGAUCUCCAACCUGAGCCAGGGCGACACGCGAAGCAGCUUCCCCGGCUCGGAGCCCCUGCUGGGCUCUCCCGACCCCGAGGGCGGGGGCUCGCUCUCCAUGGAGCUCGGCAUGACCUCCGCCGACAGCCUGCAGAAGGACGACGCCAGCUCCCUGCCCCACUGCACCGACUCGCUGGCCGAGACGGACGACUCGCUGCUCUUCGAGCCGGGCGCCGGGGCCAAGGGCGAGGGGGAGAAGGGGCGUCGGCGCAGCUCCCCGGGGCGCUCCCGCCUCAAGCAGGGUCGCAGCAGCAGCUUCCCAGGGAGGAGGCGCCCCCGAGGCGGGACCCAGGGGGGCCGGGGCCGGGGCCGAGCUCGGCUGAAGUCAACCACCUCGUCCAUUGAGACCCUCGCGCUAGCGGAUAUCGACAGCUCCCCCAGCAAGGAGGAUGACGAGGAGGAGGACGACACCAUGCAGAACACUGUGGUGCUUUUCUCCAACACGGACAAAUUCGUCCUCAUGCCGGACAUGUGCGUGGUGUGCGGCAGCUUCGGGCGUGGGGCGGAGGGGCACCUCCUGGCCUGCUCCCAGUGCUCCCAGUGCUACCACCCCUACUGCGUCAACAGCAAGAUCACCAAGGUGAUGCUGCUGAAGGGCUGGCGCUGCGUGGAGUGCAUCGUCUGCGAGGUGUGCGGAAAGGCCUCGGACCCCUCGCGCCUGCUGCUCUGCGACGACUGCGACAUCAGCUACCACACCUACUGCCUGGACCCGCCGCUGCACACUGUGCCCAAGGGCGGCUGGAAGUGCCAGUGGUGCGUGUGCUGUGUGCAGUGUGGGGCGGGCUCCCCUGGGUUCCACUGUGAGUGGCAGAACAACUACACGCACUGCGCCCCCUGCGCCAGCCUUGUCACCUGCCCCGUCUGCCGGGUGAAGUACGUGGAAGACGACCUGCUCAUCCAGUGCAGGCACUGCGACCGGUGGCUCCAUGCCGUGUGCAACAAUCUCUUCACGGAGGAGGAGGUGGAACAGGCGGCAGACGAGGGCUUCGACUGCAGCUCCUGCCAGCCCUACGUGGUCAAGCCAGUCGUUCCAGUGGCCCCCCCAGAGAUCAUCCCAGUGAAGAUCAAGGAGCCGGAGCCCCAGUAUUUCCGCUUCGAAGGCGUCUGGCUGACGGAGACCGGCAUGGCCGUGCUGCGCAACCUGGCCAUGUCCCCCCUGCACAAGCGCAGGCAGCGCAAGACCCGGCUGGGCACCCUGAAUGGGGAGGGGGGCCUGGAGGGGGGCGACCCCCUGGGCACGGACGAGAAGAAGGACGGGGAUCUGGACGGGGACGACCUGCUGAAGGGUGAAGUGGGCGUGGAGCACAUGGAGUGUGAGAUCAAGCUGGAAGCUGCCGCCAGCCCCGACCGGGACGGGGGGGCCGACGUGGACUCGGGGAAGGGGCUGGAGGAUUCGGAGGAGUGCAAGAAGAGGAAGCGGAAGCCCUACCGCCCCGGGAUCGGCGGGUUCAUGGUGCGGCAGCGGAAGUCCCAUACCCGGCUGAAGAAGGGCUCGGCAGCGCUGGUGGAGGCCUGCCGCGAGGUGCUGAGCGCCGAGGGGCAUCCGGAGGACGGGGCGCCGGCGGAGAUCCCUGUGGAGGGCGCUGCGGAGCAGGGCGCCACGGAGGGGGACGAGAAGAAGAAACGCCGAGGCAGGAAGAAGAGCAAGUUGGAGGAUAUGUUCCCUGCCUACCUCCAGGAAGCGUUCUUUGGGAAGGCGCUCAUGGACCUGAGCCGGAAGGCCCUGCUGGCCGCGGGGGGUGUGGGGGAUGGAGCUGCCUGCCCCCCCUUUGGCCAGGGUGCUCCCAGACCCAGGGUGGACCCUGGGGUGCCCGGAACACUCCAGAGGGUGCCUGGAGAUGGGAAGGAGACCCCUGCCCAUCUGAAAGGGGAUGACAGCAUGGACAGCAGCACCCUGGUGGCCCAAGAGGAGGACCCGAAAGGGGCGGAAGCGAAGGCUGAGGACCCAGGGGCAGAGGAGCCGAAAGGUUCUCCGGAUCCUGGGGACAGCGAGAAGCCGGCGACACCCGGCGAGGGUGCUCUCAGCUCUGACCUUGACAAGAUCCCCACAGAAGAAUUGCCCAAGAUGGAGAGCAAGGACAUCCAGCAGCUCUUCAAGGACGUGCUGGGCUCUGCCGAGCGGGAGCAGCAGCUGAACUGUGUGGCGGCAGGGAUGGAGGCCGGCAUGGGAGGGCGAGACCCCAACCGGGCGCAGCUCUCCCAGAGGCCCUUCCUGCAAGGGAGUGUUUCUCUGGGCUCGCUCUCCUCCGCUGUCCCCAUGGAGUCCUACUCGGGAGUCUGCCAGUCCCCGUUCCUUGAUAACAGGGAGAGAAGUGGCUUCUUCAGCCCAGACCACUGCGAGCCCGAGAGCCCCUGGGCCAGCAGCUCGGCUGCCACCACCCCCUCCACACCCACCACCCCGACCACGGAGGGUGAGGGGGAUGGGCUCUCCUACAACCAGCGGAGCCUACAGCGCUGGGAGAAGGACGAGGAGCUGGGCGAGCUGUCCACCAUCUCGCCUGUACUGUAUGCCAACAUGAACUUCCCCAGCCUGAAGCAGGAUUACCCAGACUGGUCCAGCCGCUGCAAACAGAUCAUGAAGCUCUGGAGAAAGGUCCCAGCCCCGGACAAAGCCCCCUACUUGCAAAAGGCCAAAGAUAACCGGGCAGCUCAUCGCAUCAACAAGGUGCAGAAGCAGGCCGAGAGCCAAAUCAACAAGCAGACCAAAGGGGAGGUGCUGCGCAAGCCUGAGAGACCCUCGCUGCACCUGAGGAUCCCGCCCCAGCAGGGGGCACUGCCUGGUGCUGCGGGGCAGCCUGUCUACAUCAACAGCCCGGUGGCCCUGCCCGGCUCUGCAGACGGGUUCCUGAAGUCCCCUGCUGGCGCCGAAGCAGCGGCUGAGUCCAGCGAGCUCUUCCUCAAGCUUCCUUCCCAGUCGCCAGCCCAAGUGCCUUCGCACGACCCCUACAGCCUGGCCCCCACCUACCCGCUGGAGCCCCGCUUCCCCUCGCCCCUGGGCCAGAGCCCCACAGCCGGAGCUGCCUUCCAGCCCUUCCCCACACAACAGCAGCAGCAGCUCCUGCCUGCUCCCCGGCCGGCCCUGGGCCCCCAGCCUCCGGAGUUCCACCCCACCUCCCCCGGGACCCCCCGGCACCAGCCCUCCACUCCAGACCCCUUCCUGAAACCUCGCUGCCUCAGUGGCUCUCUGGACAACCUGUCGGUGCCGGGGAGCCCCGGGGCCAGGCCCCCCGAGCCCCUGCUCUCGCCCCCUCCCUUCGGGGAGCAGAAGAGGGGCCUGGAGGCUGGGGGGCUGCAGGUGAAGAAGGAGGAAGGGGGCCCGGGAGUGUGUUCUCCUGGCUACUUGGCCGCCAUGGGCUACGCCGACUCCCCAUCCCACCUCUCCUCCGCCGACGUGUUCAAAGCCCCCCUGACCCCACGGGUCUCUCAGGUAGAGCCACAGAGCCCAGGGCUGGCGCAUCCCCACCCCCAGGCUCUGGCCCCCUCACCUCCCAGCCACCCCGACCUCUAUAGGCAGUCGCCCUCCGUGUCCUGCUACUCGGACCCCUAUGCCCAGCCCCCCCUGACACCCCGGCCACAGCCCCCCGACAGCUGCUGUGCCCUGCCCCCCAGGUCCUUGCCUUCCGACCCCUUCUCCCGCGUCCCCGCUAGCCCGCAGUCCCAGUCCAGCUCCCAGUCCCCUCUGACCCCCCGGCCGCUCUCCAAUGAGGCUUGCGGCCAGUCACCCGUCACCCCUCGCUUCCAGUCGCCCGACCCCUACUCCAGACCCCCCUCGCGCCCCCAGUCCCGGGACCCCUUUGCCCCCCUGCACAAGCCCCCACGGCCCCAAAUGCCCGACUCCGGCUUCAAAUCGAUCCCAGUCUCCCACAAUCCCCCAGCUGGUGGGGGCUUCCCCCCGGCCCAGCCCAAUGACCCUCACUCCAAGGGGCCGGGGAGCCAGCAGCCCCCCUUCGCCCGCUCCCCCGGAGCCAGCGUCUUCCCUGGCGCCCAGGCCCAGAUGCGGUUCACCUUCCCCCCAGCUGGCUCAGAGCCCCUCAAGGGUUCCCCCUCCCACCAACCCCACGGGAUGAACAGCCAUUUCGCCUCUAGCCAGCCCAUGGGCAAGCCUCAAAGCGCCAACUAUGCCUCCUCGCCCGGCUUCCACCAGGCCGGUAGCCCCCUGGGGCCUGGCAGCUGCCCUGCUGAGACCUACAGCCUCUCUCCCCUGCGGCCGCCCUCGGUGCUGCCGCAGCAGCCCCCCCACCCCCAGCAGCAGCAGGACGGCGCCCUGACCUACUUGCCCCGAGCUGGGAUGGCGCCGCCAGCCGACAAGCGGGACGAGGUGGCAUCGGGGAUCUCUGCUCUCCCCAGCCGGGAGCUGCCCGAACUGCCAGUCAGCCAGGAGGGCGCCGUCAGCGGCAUCAGCCAGUCGGAGCUGGAGAAGCAGAGGCAGCGCCAGAGACUCCGUGAGCUCCUCAUCCGCCAGCAAAUGCAGAGGAACAACCUGCGGCAGGAGAAGGAGAGUGCGGCCGCUGCCACCAGCUCCUCCCAGGCACCGUGGAGCGCUGAAGCCAGCAGCCAGGCCUUCGAGCAGCUCAGGGGCCUGGCACCCUACCAGCCAGCACAGGACAAGAGCGCCCUUGGGAAUCUGCCCGCGGCCCCUGGCAGCAGCAAACUCUCCGGGCCAGUCCUGGUGCCCGCAGCCUUCGCACCGGACGAGCGGCUUUCCCGCCCGCCUCCCGCCGCCACGCCCUCCUCCAUGGACCUCAAUGGCAGGCCGUCGGUGGGAGCCCCCCAGACCUUCUUCCCACGCGGCAUGUUCCAGGGGCCCUCACCACAGCAGCAGCAGAUGUGGCAGCAGCAGCAGGCGGCCGUGCGGCUCCCUGGCCCCGCCCGCUUCCAGCAGCCGCCUGGCCACGAGCUCAGCCGGCCGGCGCUGGGGGGCCUGGCUGGGCGCAUGGCGGGCCCUGCCGAGCAGAUCCCGUCCUCGCCCGGAGCCGUGGGGGCCCAGUUCAUUGAGCUGCGGCACAAUGCCCAGAAGGGGGCAGCUGGGGGCAUGGGCUCCCCCUUUGCCCAGCAGGGCCCCCCGGCCAGACCACGCUUCUUCCUGCCUAGCAACGAGAGCUCCAGCCAGGCCCUGCGUGCCUCCGUCAUGCCUCUGCCAGCCCCGGUCCUGCAGCCCCAGAAGCUGCCGGCCCCUCUGCCGCCCUCCACUACUUCCCCGCAGGGGGCUGAGCGGAGCCACCAGCCUCCCCCCAAAAGCGGCCCUCCACUGCCCCCGCCUCCCAGCGGCCUGGAGCUUCAGCAUGGCCCGCCCCGCCCUCUGUCGUCAUCCUCCGGCUCCGGCCUGCGUCCCGACGGCCCCAAGGACGGCCCCGCCAUGGAGCCCCCGCUGGCUCCGGUCCCGGCUCCAGCUCCCAGCAAGAGCCACCUGGCGUUGGAGGGUGGGCGACUCCCAUGCGAGGUGCCGGUGGAGCCUGACCUGGACGACGACUUUGACUCCCACAAGGACCUGGAGGACGACGACCUGGCCAACCUGAGCCUGGACCCGGACGUGGCCAAGGGGGACGACGACCUGGGCAACUUGGACAACCUGGAGACCAACGACCCCCACCUGGACGACCUGCUGAACGGGGAUGAGUUCGACCUGCUGGCCUACACCGACCCCGAGCUGGACACGGGGGACAAGAAGGACAUCUUCAACGAGCACCUGCGCCUGGUGGAGUCCGCCAACGAGAAGGCCGAGCGUGAGGCUCUGCUCAAGAGGGAGCCGGCUGGGCCCUGCCCCAAGGAGCUGGCACCCCCCAGGGAGGGGCUGCCGCCCACCCCUUGCCCCUCCAGCACAGCACCGGCACCGGCUCCCCACCUGAUCUUCAAGGCCCAGGCCGGCAUCCUGGAAGCCAAGCCCACCUCCCUGCCGGCCAGUGUCCAGCCCAAGCUGGAGGAAGGCUGCCUGAAGCCAUCCCCCUGCCAGUUCAGCACUGGCGCCUCUGAUCGCCUCCCGGUCCCCAUCAAGUCAGAGGCCCUCCAGGGGGCCGAGAAAAUGGCUGCCUCCCUAGGCCUGACCCUCAAGCCUGGCCAGAACCUGCUGAGUCCCGGAGCGGGGCCCGUGCGGCUCGGCACAGCCCCCUUCCCUACCAACAGCCAAGCUGCCACCUCUGGCUCAGACAAGGGCCCCUAUGCCGCCCCGGGCCGCGGGCUGGCGCCCGGCCAGAGCACUGCCCUGCUGGAGCUGGAUGGAGGGGCCUUGGGCCUGGCCAACGCCCAGCACUCGCCGGCUGACGAGAGCUCCCUGGUGGCCAGUGAGCUGCCCCUGCUCAUCGAGGACCUGCUGGAGCACGAGAAGAAGGAGCUGCAGAAGAAGCAGCAGCUGUCGGCCCAGCUGCCGGGGGGCGCCCAGCACCUCCACCCUGUGCAGCAGCCGCAGCAGCAGCCGCAGCCGCACUCCAUACUGGCUCACCCGGCAGGGCCGGCCCAGCCCCCGGAGGGGCAGGGUCCCCGCCUGCUGGGGCCGCAGCAGCAGCUGCAGCUGGGCCUCAUCGCCAGGCAGCAGAACCUGGUGCCCACCCAACAGCUAAUGACGCAGCAGCAGCGGGUGGUGGGACCCCAGCAGGGCCAGGUGCUGGCCCCACACAUGGCGAUGGCGCAGCCCCAGCCCCAUGGCCCCACGGCCCAGCAUGGCGUCCAGCCGGCGCUGACCCCGCAGCCGAACCAGCAGCAGGUGCUGGUGCAGAAGCAGAUACCUGGAGUGCAGCCGACCCCCAUGGGCACGAAACCCCAGCAGCUCGUCAUGCAGCAGCAGCAGCUGGCCAACAGCUUCUUCCCUGACACAGACCUGGAUAAGUUUGCGGCCGAGGACAUCACGGACACCAUCACCAAGGCGAAGAUGGUGGCACUGAAGGGCAUCAAGAAGGUGAUGGCUCAGGGAAGCAUUGGGGUGGCCCCUGGGAUGAACAGGCAACAGGUGUCCCUGCUGGCUCAGCGGCUCUCGGGGGCCCCGGCCACGGCUGAACUGCAGAACCACGUCCCAGCUGGGAGCGGACAGGAGCGAAGUGGCAGCGACCCGUCUCAGGCCCGCCCCAACCCACCCACCUUCGCUCAGGGUGUCAUCAAUGAGGCCGACCAGCGGCAGUACGAGGAGUGGCUCUUCCACACCCAGCAGCUCCUGCAGAUGCAGCUGAAGGUGCUGGAGGAGCAGAUCGGCGUGCACCGCAAGUCGCGCAAAGCCCUGUGCGCCAAGCAGCGCACGGCCAAGAAGGCCGGCCGCGAGUUCCCCGAGGCCGACGCGGAGAAGCUCAAGCUGGUGACGGAGCAGCAGAGCAAGAUCCAGAAGCAGCUGGACCAGGUUCGGAAGCAGCAGAAGGAGCACACCAACCUGAUGGCCGAGUACCGCAACAAGCAGCAGCAGCAUCAGCAGAGUUCUGCUGUUAUGGCCCUGAGCCCCUCGCAGAGCCCCCGGCUCAUGGCCAAGCUCCCGGGCCAGCUGCUCUCCGCCCACGGUGUCCAGCAACAGCUCCCCCAGCAAGCCGGGGCCAUGGUGGGGGUGCAAGGCCUGGGCCAGCAGCCCAACCAGCUGGCAGGGCAAGCAGGCAACGUGCGCUUGCCCCAGGGCGGAGUCUCCAUGGCGGUCCAGCAGGGCCUGUCCUUCAUGGGCCAGCAGCAGCUGGGGAACGCAGCCGUCCCGGGCACGUCCAACAGCUUCUUCCCCGGGAAUCCUGCGCUCCGGGGGCUGGCUGCCGACACCCGGCUGAUGCAGGAGAGGCAGUUGCAGAGGAUGCAGCUGGCUCAGAAACUGCAGCAGCAGCAAAGCAUGCUGGGACAGGUGUCAUUGCAGCAGCAGCAGCAAAGCAUGCUGGGACAGGUGUCGUCAUUGCAGCAGCAGCAGCAGCAACAGCAAAGCAUGCUGGGACAGGUGUCGUCAUUGCAGCAGCAGCAGCAGCAACAGCAAAGCAUGCUGGGACAGGUGUCGUCAUUGCAGCAGCAGCAGCAGCAACAGCAAAGCAUGCUGGGACAGGUGUCGUCAUUGCAGCAGCAGCAGCAACAGCAAAGCAUGCUGGGACAGGUGUCGUCGCUGCAGCAGCAACAGCAAAGCAUGCUGGGACAGGUGUCGUCGCUGCAGCAGCAAAGCAUGCUGGGACAGGUGUCGUCGCUGCAGCAGCCCCCUGCUCCCCAGCAGGGCAGUGGGGGGCAGCCCAUGGUUCCAAAGCAGCAGGGGAUCCUGGUCCAGCAGCUCUCGCCUCAGCCGCAGGCAGGCAUGAUGGGGCACUCCCAGGUGUCCAUGCUGCAGCAUCAGGGCGUCGCAGGCCACCAGAACCCCCCGCGGCAGGUGCUGUUAGCACCCCACCAGCAGAGGGUGCUGGGCUCGCCUCAGCUGGUGCAGCAAACUCACGGCCUCCUGGGCCACCGGCUGAUUUUAUCACCAGCGCAGCAGCAGCAGGCGGGACUUCUGGGCCAGUCACGGACCUUGCUGACCCAGCAGCAGCAGAGCUCUCUAGGGCUGGGGCAGGGGCAGGGGCAGGCUGCCAAGCAGCAGAUACAGCACUUUCCACAGCAUGGGGCCCUGGGCCAGUCCUCCUCCAUGCUACACUUGAGUCAGGGAGUUCCGCCAGCCCUGCAGGGCACGGCUGCCAAGGAGCAGCAGGGAGGGGCAGAGAACGCUGGGCUGCCCGCAGAGGGUGCCGAGGGCAGGAGGCAGCAUCAGGUUCAGCUGGCAGCCGCUGGGGGUGGGCCGGGCAGCCAGGACCUCGGGGGGCAGCCGCACAUGGGCACUCAGGAGCAGCAGGGCAUUCAGAACCUCAAUCCCCUGGCACUGGCCAGCCAGGAGCAGCUGGCGCCCCUGGGUGGAGAGCAGCAGCCGCAGAAACCCCAGCCCGAGCCAGGGCAGCAGCAGCCCUGCCUGCUGCCCUCCCCGCAGCAGCCCAUGGCGAGCUCCUUGCAGCUGCAGCAGCCGCAGCGAAUGCAGGGGGCCCCGCAGCAAAGCAACCUGCUUCAUCCGCCACUGCAGAACAGCGGGGGGCUGGCGCAGCUGGGGGGCACCAUGAGGCCAGAGCAGCCGCACUCGGACCCUGCCCAGGGGCCUCACUUGCUGGCCCCACAGAGCUCAGGGGCAGAACAGCAACAGCAGCCCGGGAACAUGAUGAGCCAGGGGCAAAGCCUCAUGGGCCAGCCGCCGCCGCAAAGGAUUGUGGGCCAGCCACCAGCACAGAGCCUAGACCAGCAGCCGAAAGGGCUGGUGGGCCAGCGGCUGCCGAGCCCGGCGGCGCAGCACCAGCAGAGCCUGCCGGUCCCGCAGGUGUCGGCUCCCGUGAUGGGCCAAAUCCAAGCUCAGCUGCAAGGCGUCAUCUCCAAAAACCCCCAGCUGCGGCACCUCACCCCGCAGCAGCUGCAGGCCAUCCUGGUGCAGCGCCACCAGCAGAGCCUGCUGCAGCAGAGCCAGGCACUCAGGCAGGCCCAGGCCUCUGCUGAGCAGGGGCCCUCGGCCCUGCAGGCCUCCAUGGUGCGCCGGCAGCCGGGGACAGCGUUCCAGGUCCGGCCAGCCGGCCCCUCCGCUGCUGCCGAGCAGAUGCAGCCAGGGUUUGUCAUGGAGCAGGCGUCUGCCGGCCAGCAGAGAGCGCCGCUGGCGGGGCGGAGUCCCCAGCAGACGGUGCUCAGACUCUCUGCCCCAGUCCAGCCGCCCAUGAGCAUGGUCAGCCUGGGCUCUGUGCAUCAGCACCCCCCGCCCAGCUGGGAACAGAGCCCCCAAGAGCCAAAGGAACCCUCCCCGCCCAGUGUGGUACAGCCCCAGCACAGACUGACGCCCACCCAGAACAGCCUCCUAGCGGAGCCGGUGCCCCCCAUCCCAAAGCCGCCCCCCAGCCAAACAGGGGAGGAGUCCUUUGCUGGGACCCCUGGCCGCUGGGAGCUGGCAGCGCAGGGGCCCAGCUCCUCUCCCAGCAGGGAGCCCACGGCUGGAGCGAGAAAGCCACCGGACCGGAGCCUGGCCGGGAGUCAAGUCAACGGGCAGGUGGUAGAAAGGCCAGGCCCACAGGCCUCUCCUCUGGAAGGGGGGGCCCUGCCAGCUGAGGCCCCCGGGGUCUGCAUCAAGCAGGAGCCCAAGGAGGAGACAGCGCAGUGCGUGCUGGGCGGGGGCCAGGCUGUGAAACGCGAGGCCAACGGGGAGCCGGCCCCCGCCCCGGCCCACAGUCUGCUGCUGGGCAGCCAGCUGCUGGUGGGUGCCCGGUCUGAGGCCGGGCACCUGCUGCUGCAGAAGCUGUUGCGGGCCAAGAACGUGCAGCUGGCGUCGCAGCGCUCCGCCGAGGGGCUGCACUCCAAGGUCAACGGGCACAGCGACGGCAAGCUCUCGGGGCUGGAGCAGAGGCUGCAGGCGGCUCCCCCUGGCAGAGAGGAUCCCUCUGCCAGCAAGAAGCCUCUGGCCCCGAAGCCCAAGCGGGCCCAGAAGAGCGGGGAGCGGGUGGCCGCCUCCCGCAAGAAGCUGCGCAAGGAGGAUGGGCUCAAAUCCAGCGAGGCCCUAAUGAAGCAGCUGAAGCAGGAGCUCUCCCUGCUGCCCCUGGUGGAACCCACCAUCACAGCCAACUUCAGCCUCUUCGCGCCCUUCGGCAGCAGCCCCAUCAACGGCAAGAGCCAGCUGAAGGGGGCGUUCGGCAGCGCCGUGCUGGACAGUGUCCCCGACUACUACACCCAGCUGCUCACCAAGAACAACCUGAGCAACCCGCCUACCCCGCCCUCCUCGCUGCCCCCCACCCCGCCCCCCUCUGUGCAGCAGAAGAUGGUGAACGGCGUCACCUCCUCGGAGGAGCUGGCCGAGCAGCCCAAGGAGCCGGACCAGGCCCGGGAAGCCGAAGGCCGGAAGGACGCGCCUGCCGUGGAAGUGAAGAGCCUAGACCUGCUGGCGGCCCUGCCCACGCCCCCGCACAACCAGACCGAGGACGUGAGGAUGGAGAGCGACGAGGAGAGCGACUCCCCCGACAGCAUCGUCCCCGCCUCGUCCCCAGAGAGCGUCCUGGGCGAGGAGCCGCCCCGCUUCCCCCUGCUGGCCGACACGAAGCCGCAGCUGCAGGAACGGGUGCUGUCGCCCGUCAUCCCCAUCAUCCCCAGGGCCAGCAUCCCAGUGUUCCCUGACCCGAGGCCCCCCGAGGCGCGGGAGCCCUUUGGGGAGCACGGCGGGAAGGUGGCCCUGGCACAGAGCGUCGCAUGGGAGAAGGGGAAAGGCAGCGAAGUCUCCGUCAUGCUGACCGUCUCGGCCGCAGCUGCUAAGAACCUGAACGGCGUCAUGGUGGCCGUGGCCGAGCUGCUCCGCAUGAAGAUCCCCAGCUCCUACGAGGUGCUGUUCCCUGAGAGCCCGGUGCGGGGCUCUGGGCCCGAGGCCAAGAAGGUGGAGACGGACGGGGCUGGUGGGCUCGGUGGCAAGGCCAAGGCGGCGCUGGCAGGGAAAGCCCCCGACGCUGGCACCGAGUGGCUGAAGCAGUUUGAUGCCAUGCUGCCAGGGUACAGCCUCAAGAAUGAGCUGGACAUCCUGACGCUGCUCAAACAGGAGAGCCCGGGGCUGGACAAGGCCGUGCAGCACUGCUACGUGAACAACGUCUCCAACCUGGACGUGCGUCAGCUCUCCAUCCUGCCCCAGGAGCCAUCCCCGCCCCUGUCGCCCCUCGCCCCUUCCCCUGCCAGCCCCGCCGACGGGGACAGGAUCCCAGAGGCACCCCCUGAGGUGGCCCCUGCGCCCCCCUCCCCACCCGCCAAGGAGGAGGCGGCGGCGGCGGCGCACUCGCCACCCAAGCUCAAGCAGCGCUCGCGGCCCCCGGAAGAGGGAGAGGAGCCCCGGCCCCGGCUCAAGAAGUGGAAGGGGGUGCGGUGGAAGCGGCUGCGUUUCCUCCUCACCAUCCAGAAGGGCGGAGCCAAGCAGGACGGCGAGAAGGAGAUCUCCGAGUUCAUCGAGAAGCUGGGUACCACCCUGCGGCCCGAGAAGGUGCCCCGGGACCUGCGCAAGUGCUGCUUCUGCCACGAGGAGGGGGACGGUGCCACCGACGGGCCCGCCCGCCUCCUCAACCUUGACCUGGACCUCUGGGUGCACCUGAACUGCGCCCUGUGGUCCACCGAGGUGUACGAGACGCAGGGCGGGGCGCUGAUCAACGUGGAGGGGGCGCUGCACCGAGGGCUGCUCACCAAGUGCUCCCUGUGCCAGAAGACGGGGGCCACCAACAGCUGCAACCGCAUCCGCUGCCCCAGCGUCUACCACUUCGCCUGCGCCAUCCGGGCCAAGUGCAUGUUCUUCAAGGACAAGACCAUGCUGUGCCCGCUGCACAAGCUCAAGGGCCCCUGCGAGCAGGAGCUCAGCACCUUCACCGUCUUCCGGCGCGUCUACAUCGAGCGCGACGAGGUCAAGCAGAUCGCCAGCAUCAUCCAGCGCGGCGAGCGCCUCCACAUGUUCCGCGUGGGCGGCCUGCUCUUCCAUGCCAUCGGCCAGCUGCUGCCCCACCAGAUGGGCGACUUCCACAGCGUCACGGCCCUCUACCCCGUGGGCUUCGAGGCCACCCGCAUCUACUGGAGCCUGCGCACCAACAACCGCCGCUGCUGCUACCGCUGCACCAUCUGCGAGAACAACGGGCGCCCUGAGUUCGUGGUGCAGGUCAUCGAGCAGGGCCUGGAGGACCUGGUCUUCACCGACUCCUCGCCACAGGCCGUCUGGAACCGCAUCAUCGAGCCGGUGGCGGCCAUGAGGAAGGCGGCGGACAUGCUGCGGCUCUUCCCCGAGUACCUGAAGGGCGAGGAGCUCUUUGGCCUCACAGUGCAUGCAGUGCUGCGCAUCGCUGAGUCCCUGCCUGGUGUGGAGAGCUGCCAGAACUACCUGUUCCGCUAUGGGCGCCACCCGCUGAUGGAGCUGCCGCUGAUGAUCAACCCCACCGGCUGUGCCCGCUCCGAGCCCAAGAUCCUCACCCACUACAAACGGCCCCACACCCUGAACAGCACCAGCAUGUCCAAGGCCUACCAGAGCACGUUCACGGGGGAGACCAACACGCCCUACAGCAAGCAGUUCGUGCACUCCAAGUCCUCGCAGUAUCGCCGCCUCAAGACCGAGUGGAAGAACAACGUGUACCUGGCGCGCUCCCGCAUCCAGGGGCUGGGGCUGUACGCCGCCAAAGACCUGGAGAAGCACACCAUGGUCAUCGAGUACAUCGGCACCAUCAUCCGCAACGAGGUGGCCAACCGGCGCGAGAAGAUCUACGAGGAGCAGAACCGGGGAAUCUACAUGUUCCGCAUCAACAAUGAACACGUCAUCGACGCCACGCUGACGGGGGGCCCAGCCAGGUACAUUAACCACUCGUGCGCCCCAAACUGUGUGGCUGAGGUCGUGACCUUCGACAAGGAAGAUAAGAUCAUUAUCAUCUCCAGCCGCCGGAUUCCCAAAGGGGAGGAGCUGACCUACGACUACCAGUUUGACUUUGAAGACGAUCAGCAUAAGAUCCCCUGCCACUGCGGAGCCUGGAACUGCAGGAAAUGGAUGAACUAGCCGCCACAGGGCCACCAGUCGCAGGCAGCCCCUGGUGCGCAGCUGCAAGGAGGCCUCUGCUGCGGGUUCUCCUCCCCCCUUGCCAUGCUGGGGGCGGGGGAGGCAGAGAUGGUGUAGGGGAAACGGCCCCAGCUGGAACCCAGGAAGCGAGGUUGGUGCAGGUGGGUCAGCCGGGGCCGCUUUCGGUUCCAAAGGCGAGGUGGCUCCAGGGGGCACCGGUCCUUGCUCACACCCAUCGGAUGCUGUCCACCUAACUCCCACAGGGAGGGCGCAUCGAAAAGACCAGGGACCUCUGUUCUCUCUCUAGCCCUGCGCGCCUCGGCCCUGGGCCUCUGCUGGCAGGGUGCUGCUCUCCCCGAGUGGGUGGCCGCAGCGCCAUGAGUGGAACUGAUGAACUGGCAACUCAGGGUUUUCUUUGUUUUGUUUUGCGAGGAGGGCAGGGCCUGUGGCACCAACCAAACUGCUCUGUCUACCUUGCUCACUGUAAAUAACUGGACGGAUGCCGGGCGAUCGGGGUGCUCCAGCUCAGAGUCUGGGGCGGGGCGGCCGAGGUAUCGGACCCACGGGGAGCUCAGAUCCAGUCUGUUCGUUUAAAAAAAAACCUAAUAAUAUUUGCUCGCUAACUUACCAAGGUAACAAAGAGACUCCUUGAGCUUGACAAUCCCAAACCUCCGAGCCCGGCUCUCUGGAGACAGACAGAGCUCGCUUGGGCUUCGGUUUAUUUCUUGUUCUGUCAACGAAAGCACCGUGAGCAUGUGAAGGAGGCAGCGGCUGCCGGAGCAGAGCUGGGGAGAGCCGUGUGCAGAAAAGGGCUCCCUACCCCCGAUGGACGCAAGGAGCCUCUGCACCCAAACCUACCUCAUUUUAAGUGUUAGAUUCUGCUGUUUUCAAUGUGACCCUCCCUCUGAGUCUGACCACAUGCAACCUUCCUAGUUCGGAAUGAGAACUAGUGGCAGUGGGCGGAGCCUGGGGAAUCCCAAGGAGUGGCAGUGGGCGGAGCCUAGGGCAAGGGCGAUUGUAGCCUUGAGCUCUGACCUGGUUCUGCCUGGAAGGAGAGAGACCAUAAAAUAUCCCAGGAUCCCCUCCCCCCACCUGUGGGCCCCGCCUGGUUGGGUGCACAGGUGUGUUCCUGGCGA
Molecule: messenger RNA, 17011 nt
Organism: Mauremys reevesii (Reeves's turtle)
Lineage: Eukaryota; Metazoa; Chordata; Testudines; Geoemydidae
Gene: KMT2D
Product: lysine methyltransferase 2D
Exons: 55
Coding region: 339-15875 (5178 amino acids)
Biological process (GO): positive regulation of transcription by RNA polymerase II
Cellular component (GO): nucleus; MLL3/4 complex
Molecular function (GO): histone binding; transcription coactivator activity; histone H3K4 methyltransferase activity
Source: RefSeq, a predicted model, not a curated record